This is a messenger RNA of Talpa occidentalis (Iberian mole), 1335 nucleotides long. It is a transcript of the gene SLC50A1, whose product is annotated as solute carrier family 50 member 1. Gene Ontology annotation, molecular function: sugar transmembrane transporter activity. Gene Ontology annotation, biological process: carbohydrate transport. The transcript is spliced from 6 exons. Bases 34 to 696 code for a protein of 220 amino acids. Gene Ontology annotation, cellular component: membrane. The record is from RefSeq and is a predicted model, not a curated record. Lineage: Eukaryota; Metazoa; Chordata; Mammalia; Eulipotyphla; Talpidae.
UCGCGCCGAGCGCGGGACCCCACAGCCUGCGGGAUGGAGGCGGGCGGCGUGACCGACUCGCUCCUGUCCGCAGCUUGCGUGUUCUUCACCCUCUGCAUGUUCUCCACCGGCCUCUCGGACAUCAGGCACAUGUGGAUCACCCGGAGCGUGGACAGUGUCCAAUUCCUGCCCUUUCUCACCACGGAUGUCAACACCCUGAGCUGGCUGAGUUAUGGAGCCUUAAUAGGAGAUGGGACCAUAAUCGUCGUCAAUGCCGUGGGCACGGUGCUGCAGACCCUCUGUGUCUUGGUGUAUCUGCACUACUGCCCUCAGAAGCGUGUAGUGCUCCCUCAGACUGCAGCCACACUGAUGGUCUUUCUCCUGGCUUUUGGCUACUUUUGGUUCCUGGUGCCGGAGGAGGACCAGCUUCAGCAGCUGGGCCUCUUUUGCUGUAUCCUCACCAUCUGUAUGUACCUCUCACCAAUGGCUGAUUUGGUCAAGAUCAUUCAGACUAAAUCAACCCAACGCCUCUCCUUCUCACUCACCAUUGCCUCUCUCUUCUCCUCUGCCUGCUGGACCCUCUAUGGGUUUCAACACAGAGACCCCUACAUCAUGGUGCCCAACCUUCCAGGAGUGCUCACAAGCUACAUUCGACUCUGGCUUUUCUGGAAGUACCCCAAGGAGAAAGACAGGAACUAUCAGCUCCUGCAAACCUGAGGGAGUUCACCUGACCACAGGGCACCUUAAUGCCAACCUUUUACCAAAGAGUUCCUCACUUCAGCUGUCCCUGCUGACUAGCUCCAUGUGUGUUUCAAGAGACAACUUUGAGAACUGAGGGACCAAAGAGAUUUAUUUAGAAGAUUGGGUGGGAACUAAAAGAUGAAUCACUUUAAUUUUUUAGAGAUUAUAUUUUUUACUUUUGGAGGUUGGGGUGAACUCUUUAGAAUGUGCCUUAAAAAUAAAAUGUUCCGUUACCCCUGCGCAUCAAGGCUCAUUUUCUGUUCAGUGAUUCUUAACAUGUCCUGUUUUGUGAAAGGCAGACCGGCACUGCCCCAUCCAGUUAUUAUUGGGCUGGCACAGUUGGCUCAGAAAAGGUAUCAGAAAGAACCCAGAGGUUGGAAAGACCGAAGACCUUAAAAAGAGCAAGGCUUGGAUGUUGUGAUGAAUGAUAGUCAGGCUUCAGUUAGUACUUCACCGCAGGGUUAAAAGGACCAAGGCAAUGAUAUGACAGUUGCAUCCUGGGAGAUUUUGAGGGGGAUCUUUGCCUCCUUUGGAGCCAAAAGGAGGAACACCAACAGCAUGCAAAAAGAAAAGAUGUCCUCAGAAAAGUGGUUCUCGACACCCGGCACAGAGAAC